GUCAAUUGUCAAAAUAAAAAUCACAUCACAAUCGCUGCUUCAUAUGAAUUUAACUUUCAUUUUUUAAUUAUUUUAUUGAAUAUGAACUAAUUGAGCGAUACCCAUUGUCAUAUUGUAAAUUGUGUAUUUGAAUAUAACAUAAGAAUGAACAACAGUACGGAACAAAUAUUUAUUGUAAAUUCUCCUGGAAAUCAUUCAGAAAUUGGACCGCAAAAAAAUUCCGAAAAUACAUCAAGCCAAGUCAACCUCGAGAGUAAGUAUAAUCCAUCGUUGUGUUUACAAUUUAGAAAUAAGUAAACCAAGAUAUUUUAUAACCUUAAAUGUGAGUAUUAAGUAUUUGUUGCAAUACCGACGUGUAAUAGCUAACAGGCUAUUAUUCACUAAGUGUAUUAUUAAAUAAUUUCAGAUGUUGAAGAUUUCUCAAAUGUGUGCCGCACCUGUGCAACUAUUACUGAAUUUGUUAUUCCGAUCUUUAUGGGAGAAGGCUUACAGAAUAACCUAGCAGAUAAAAUACGUAAACAUUUACCAAUCCAAGUAUGUAGUUUUCACAAUUCUUUCAUUGGGUACUUUUACUGUGGGUAAAUUAAUUGUAUACCAAAGUAUAGUGUUGUAAAGGUCAACUAAAGAAAAUACUGUAUAAUAUUUCUUUAUGUGAUUCAUCCUAUACCAUUCGUCUGAUGAAACUGGUAGGUUGUGUGCAUGCCUGUGAAUGUUUCUGACAAAAAAGGCAUUGCAAUGCAUAUACAUAUUAGAGCACAACUGGUAUAAUAUAAUUAAAUAUUGAAUAUGAUAUUUCUGUUUACCAAAUAUAGAAAUUUGUUUAUGCAGGUAUUAGAACAAGAUGUCCUACCACGAGUGGUAUGUUACCAGUGUGCCAGCACAUUGUUGGCGUGGCAUGAACUAGUACAAUGCUGUGUGCAGGCUGACAAAGCAUUAAAGACCCGCCUUGCAGUAAUACAACAUGUAAUAAACCUAUACUUUUUUAUUCAUCUUCUUUUUAAAUGGUAUUUAAGGAUGUUUGAAACUAAUAGAUGUACAUUUUUAUUAUGCAUUACAACUAUUAACAAUUAAUAGAUUUUGUGAGACAACAAAAGUAAAAUUAGUUUUGUGCAUUACUUGUCAUAUAUUAUUGUAGUUUUCUUAUUAGGACUGGUUUUAGAGCAAUGCGGAUACUUUGAGGAAACUCACCAAAAAUAAUUUUAAUCUUCUAAGAAUUGUUGCCCAUGACAGCCAGGACAAAAUUAAUAAAAAUUUGGUAAUAAAUGGAUAAAAAUUUAACUUAAAGGUGCAGAAUUUAGAGUAAAAUAAAAGUUUUUUGAUUAUUUUUGGUGACAGAAAUUGAAUUAUAUAUAGCAAAGUGAACUGUACUGGUGGUAGUGGGAUGGGAUUAGGUUUUGAAUUUGCAACCAACACAUAAAUGGAGGGACUAGCUCUGUUGGAUGAAUGCAUUGCGACCAGACGUGGCAAUGUAACACUACUAUGAAACCAAUGUCUUGCAUUCCACACGCAUUCUAAAACCAGCCCAAAAGAAACACAUAUAUUUAAAAGAUUAUAAUAUAUACAUAUCAAUCAAAUAUCAUUUCUUAUUAGGGUGUUCAUGUAAUAUAUUAUGUAAUGUGUUUAUUAAAAAUUUCCAGAUGAAUUUAAUUGUGAUUUUGUUUUAAUAAAAUACUUUUUCAGAAUCAGAAGAACUCAAAGCAUGAAGCUGGGGAAAACAUACACAAGGAAUCUCAAGCAAAGUAAGUUUCUGCUCAUUUUUAUAUAUAUUUUAGCAUUUUAAAGUCUAAAACCAUAGAUUAUAUGUACUCUUUCAGGUCAAGAAAAUUAUUAUGUGUUUCAAGUAUUAAAAAAGUAUUGACAGAAUAUUUCAAAUUAUCAGAUGAGGAUUUGGAUCAUUCAGGUUUAGAGUUUAUAUGUGAAAAAUGUGACAAUGAAUCGAGCUUUCAGACACUACAAAGCUUUGUUGAACAUCUUAAGUUGCAACAUAAGUUUGAAAUCAAAGACAAUAAGUCAGUAGAAAAUUUUAUGAAAGAAUAUGUAUCUAUUGUGGAGAUGUUAGUUAGUGAAGAUCAAAUAGCUGAUCUGGAGCCAGAAAAAGGAAUGGUGGAUGUGAAAAUUCCAAGAUUCUAUUGUCCCUUCUGUGAAAACGCAUUUUCUUCUACUACGCGUCUUAUUUGCCAUUUGAAUCAACAUGUUGAUGUCUGUAUUGAAAAAGGAGUUGCAUGCUGUGAUAAUGUUUAUAAGGAUACAAAAUCCUUUGCAGUACAUCUGCAAGAGCGGCAUGUAAAUCACCCUCCAAAUGCUACAAAUAUAUGCCAAAGUUGUGGUUUUGCUGCUGAAGAUAGUCAACAACUUCAGUCACAUGUAAGUAAAGAACAUUAUGUAGAAAAAGAUGACGUAAAUAACGUCAAAGAAAGGUUGGAAAACCAUGACAGGUGCCAGAAAUAUAUACCAGCUGUGUGUCCCGAAUGCAACAAAACAUUUUCAAACAAAUACAACAUGUUAGUUCACAUGAAAAGCCAUAAUGGAACAACAGAAAAGUUUCAUUGCAAUCGUUGUAACAAAACAUACAAGAGUCAAGCUAGUCUUAAAUUCCACCAAAAAGUAUCCCAUGAAGGCAUACUAAGCUUUCUUUGCUCUUACUGCGGAGAGGCGUUUCCUUCACGUGUUGAGCGUGAUGUUCAUACUAGAAUACACUCCGGAAAAAAACCAUACACAUGUAAAUAUUGCGGCAAUUCGUACCGCGCGAAAAAUACUUUAGACCGUCAUGUAGAAAUUCACCUCGAUAUUCGCAAAUACGAAUGUCACAUUUGCUCAAAGAAGUUCAGAAAGCGAACACAUCUUAAUUACCAUUUAACCACGCACAAGCGGAAGAAAUAAAGUAACUGGGUUCUUUGUUGCAGAUGGACACCCAGCCGCGUCAACUACGACGCGUAUCUUACGGGGGUUGAAGCAAAAACUGAACUGAAAAAUAAUACUAUAAAAGUUCAAAAUUUCAACGCUGUAUCCGCAGUAGAUGAAACCGUUGAAAUGGACGAUAGAUCGGAUGAUGACCAACCCUUGGCUACAAUAGCUACAAAAAAGUCGACUAAUUUGUAUAAAAAAUUCUAUGAUGCCCUUGUUAGUUUUAGGAACCAUUUUGUCUCUGAACACAAAGAAAUAAAAUGCGAAUAUCCAGAUUUUACAGACUCAAGCGAUUCUGAAGAGAUAAUGGACGAUCAAAGUGAAGACGGAGAUAAAGAUGUGAACAAAUUCGAUGAUUUGACUAAAUGUAAUAUGCGUAUAGAUAAAAUGAACGACGAGACUAGAUUGGAACUGAACGAGGUGCAAAGAAAAAUCAACGGGAAAGUAUUUUUCACGUGCAAAAUUUGCGACAAGAAUUUGAGUUCGGCGCAUACAUACAUUUUUCAUAAACGAAUCCAUACGGGCGAGAGACCUUGCGUGUGUCACAUAUGUGGAAAACAAUUCCGAGCCCCGAAUGGCCUACAGAGGCACUUGACGGAAACGCACGAACGUCUGCGACGUUACGCGUGCAAGUUUUGCCCAAAGAACUUCACAAACACGCAAAAUUUGAAGCAGCAUAUUCGUAUACAUACUGGUGAGCGGCCAUUUGUCUGUACGAAUUGCGGCAAAAGAUUUACUCAGAGCGGUUCUUUGCAUGUGCAUUUAAAAACUCAUAGCGAACACUUUCCCUUCCAUUGCGCGGAGUGUGGAGCAAAAUUUAGGCUACGAGCAGGUCUGACAAGGCACAGAUUAAAACACAGCGGUGAACGACCGCACGUCUGUGUGCACUGCGGUAAAGGCUUCCGCCAUAAGCACGACCUUUACAGUCACGCGUUGUCCCACACCGACCCAAAACCACACACAUGUAGUGUUUGUAACUCUGCAUUUAGACAGAAGAGGGCGCUGAAGCACCAUUACAAAAGAGUGCAUGAAAACGAACCUCCUAGAGAAGUUGUAAAUCAUUUAGUUUUCAAUCAGUUAGAGCAGUAUCAGUGAUUAUUUUGCUGAUUUAUUUCAAAGGUACCCAAAAUGAUUAUGCAAAUAAAAUUAAUAUGUUUACACUCGUAUUUUUAAUGUAUCCAUGUAUAUAACAAUCUACUAACAUAAUUAAAUGCAUUUACUUUUCAGUCCCAUAUUAAAUGAAUGUGAAAUAAAAGUAGAAAGAUCAAACGAUUUCGAAAGUGAUACCACACAUGUAG
Parnassius mnemosyne (clouded apollo) is the source of this 4202-nucleotide messenger RNA. The record is from the annotation of a GenBank genome assembly. NCBI's taxonomy places the organism in Eukaryota, Metazoa, Arthropoda, Insecta, Lepidoptera, Papilionidae.